Molecule: messenger RNA, 2143 nt
Organism: Artibeus jamaicensis (Jamaican fruit-eating bat)
Lineage: Eukaryota; Metazoa; Chordata; Mammalia; Chiroptera; Phyllostomidae
Gene: SMIM24
Product: small integral membrane protein 24
Exons: 5
Coding region: 582-1172 (196 amino acids)
Source: RefSeq, a predicted model, not a curated record
UUGUGCUCGCCGGAGCCCUUCCCCACUGGCCUGCCCUGUCUGCAGAGACCCUUCUUCUUGGCCGGCAGGCUCUGGGGGCUGGACGCUGACCGUUCCUGCACUCCUGCUCCCCCGCCUCCCCCAGAACUUAAUUCUACCCAGCCUCUGCCAAGCUGCUGGUGAUCUGUAAAUCGAGAAAGCAAAGGAGAUUUUUAAAAUAAUAAUAAUGGUAGCCAGCCCUUACCUAGUGCUUCGUAUGUGCCUGCUAUUGUGCUAAGCCCUUUCCAUGUAUUAUCUCAUUUAAUCCUGAGUGGGACUUCGUGUCUCCAUUUAACAGAUGGAGAAAGAGAGGCACGCAGCCCAGAAAUGACCUGGCCAGGGUUCUUCUCCCACUUGCUCUGCUGGGCUCCCCUACCUCCGAAUCUUGUCCUCCUGCACCCCUCACCCCACACCUCAUUCCCGGCUCUGCUGCUCUGCUGUCGGACCUGUCUCUGGGGGUCCUAACUUCCCAAUUCACCUGAGAACUCCGGGGGGACAGUGCCUGGGGCUUCCUUCCCUUCCAAACUUUGCACAGGACAGGACGCACAGUAGGAGCUUCAUAUAUGCCUGCUGGCUGGAUGAAGUGGGCCUGUUCUAGGGUUGGGGUGUCUGAGCAAUGUCACAUGAGUGACUCAUCUGCACGGUGGUUUUAUUCAGCCCACAAGAAAGGAAGAGGCUCCAGGUAUACAGGGCUGGGCAGGGCCUCGCCCAGCCAGAGAGGGCUGUGCUCACCUGGACGGCACACUCCGGCUGCCAGCUCCUCCACGACCAUGGAGACCCUGAAGACCCUUCUCGUGCUCAGCGCCCUGUUCUUCUUGCCCGCUGAAGCCCAGGGACGUCGCCUGAAGCCGUGGCUGAUAGGCCUGGCUGCCGUCGUGGGGUUCCUGUUCAUCGUCUUCGUCCUCUUGCUGGUCAACCAUGUCUGGUGCUCCAAAAGGAGAGAUGUGGAGGAGGAGGCCAUGUUUGGAAUGGAGCGCCGUGCGGUCCAGGACACAGGCCUGAGGUACUGCCUAAGAGAAAGCAAGAAAGAGAAGACAGAGGAGGAGAAAGAGAAGAAAAGAGCCAUGAAAGAAGGAGAGAGCAACGUGGGGCUGGAACUGGAAGAGAAAGAGGAGCCCGGAGACCAGGAGAAAGCCAAGGGCACGUGCAUGUGAAGACUGUCUGCUCACCUCCUCCAGGCAGACCCCCAGAGAUGCCCCUUCCACACUGUAUGACCAAUGACCUGGGCCUGAAACCACCGAAAUAACUCCAUGUGGCUUGUAAACAUAGCGCCCGAACAAAGAGGCCCGGACCUGCCUUCCCCUCCAGGAGGGCUCUUUGCAUCUUACGUGGUCUCUAUGUACCCCUCCCGACUGGCCCUGCUUGGUGAUUCUUCCUGCACUUGGUUAUGAAGACACCCCCAAGCCCCCACAAUCUCAAGGCUCCCCCUGCUUCUACCCAGCGUCUGGUUCUUUCCCCUCUGCCUGGUAUCUCUUGGUCAGAAUCUCUCUCAGAACCAUUAUGGGCCAUGGGCUGUCUCUUGGGGACCUGCAUUAAAAAACCGAUCAGAGCCCUUCAGAAGGGCUCCUGUCGUGUCCUGGGACUGUUUUCUCUGGGAGAGUCAGCUUUCGGUUUGGGGGCGACGCCCGGGUACCUAGGGAAGCUUGGGCGCACAGGUGCCCGGACGGUCAGCGCUUCGCCUGCAGUCUGCAUCUGGCUGCCCGAGGCCUGGACUUUGAGCCCCCAGGGGUGUCUCUCGGGCAGUGCUCGUUUCCUCCUCCCCCGUGUUUUGGGUCACAUAACUUUGUAACUCAGUUUCUGAGAACUGGGUCUUGGAGGGGGCCCAGGACCCUGUCUUUUCUAGGGAUGGAACAGCGUUUUCUCCUCGUAGUUUCCAGUCUUCCCUUCUCACUUUCUCUGGGCCCUGGACCAGCCUGGGAUGUUAACUAUUUCUUCAUGGUUAGAUAAUCCUAAUGAGGACUUUGACAAAGUAUGGCAUUUGGAUCUUUGUUUUGGGGCCUGUACCCUGGGGGUGGUAGGACCACCCAAAAGGUUUCUAAGAAAACUUCCAGACUGCCCGCCAGGUGGGCAGGAAAACUGUAAAUGAAGGAACGAAAUAAACGCCCUAAUAGGUGCUCCUACUGAA